This is a messenger RNA of Iphiclides podalirius (scarce swallowtail), 627 nucleotides long. Lineage: Eukaryota; Metazoa; Arthropoda; Insecta; Lepidoptera; Papilionidae. The record is from the annotation of a GenBank genome assembly.
AUGUCUGCAUCGGGUGAAUUUGGUAACCCUUUACGUAAAUUUAAGCUCGUUUUUCUUGGAGAGCAAAGCGUGGGAAAGACCUCGCUGAUCACUAGGUUCAUGUACGACAGUUUCGACAACACUUACCAGGCGACGAUCGGCAUCGACUUCCUGUCGAAGACCAUGUACCUGGAGGACCGCACGGUGCGCCUGCAGCUGUGGGACACGGCGGGCCAGGAGCGGUUCCGCUCCCUCAUACCCUCGUACAUCCGCGACUCCACGGUCGCGGUGGUCGUCUACGACAUCACCAACGCGAACUCCUUCCACCAGACGUCCAAGUGGAUCGACGACGUGCGCACGGAGCGGGGCUCCGACGUGAUCAUCAUGCUGGUGGGCAACAAGACGGACCUGUCGGACAAGAGGCAGGUGUCCACUGAAGACGGGGACCGGAAGGCGCGCGAGCUGAACGUGAUGUUCAUAGAGACCAGCGCCAAGGCGGGCUACAACGUGAAGCAGCUGUUCCGGCGAGUGGCGGCCGCCCUACCCGGCAUGGACUCCGCCGAGAACAAACCGCCCGAAGACAUGCACGAGGUGAUCCUUCGCCAGGCGCCGGGCGACAGCAAGGAGCCGGACAGCGGCUGCGCCUGC